CCUAGUUUUUCCAAGAGAGGGCGAAGAUCCGGUUUGAGAUUAGCAGACGAGUUUGAAUUUUUGAAAUGGACGGCGGACGUUUACACCAAGUUCGAGUCUCCAAGCGAAAUCCGGACGAUUGGAAGUUAAAUAAUGGAUAUUAUAUAAGUUGGAGCGAGAAGGAAGAAGAAAAGAGGAACGAAACGAUGUACAAAUCGAAUAAUUUACAGAGAAAUAACUCGAGAUCCGGCAGACUGAGCUUAAGAAUGUCUGCCGUUAAAAUGAAUGCAAAUCAGAAGUUUGGUUCGUUGAAGUUAAAAAUGAACAAAUUGACUAAGUGGAUACAGAGGACGGCCAAAGGAAAUGGCUACGAGGGCAAGUCGUACAGUCCGUUACGCAAUGCCAAAUCUCCCGUCAAGCUGUAUUCUCCCUUUUAUAUUGUCACUCCCAGUCCUCGCACGCAGGAGUCGAAACGCAGGCAGAAUCUACACAGGCCCAGAAGAUGUGAAUUUUCGAGUCCCGUUGCUUAGUAAAAUGGAAGAAUGCGUCGGACGGAGUUCAUGCAGCUACUUUUUAAAGUAUUAUAUAUAUAUAUAUGCACGUUGUAUCGUUUGUAAUACGAACUACGUGUGUGUCAUUU
This is a messenger RNA of Centruroides sculpturatus (bark scorpion), 619 nucleotides long. RefSeq lists its product as uncharacterized. The record is from RefSeq and is a predicted model, not a curated record. The transcript is spliced from 3 exons. Lineage: Eukaryota; Metazoa; Arthropoda; Arachnida; Scorpiones; Buthidae. Bases 66 to 509 code for a protein of 147 amino acids.